CGCCUAUAUAUGCGACUUCAGAGACUGGCCUAUUGCAGAACGUGGUUCGCUUAGCAGCAGUGGCCACCAGGAAUGUCUUUCGCCAUGGCUAGGGCUUUCAUCGCCACGGCUGUCUUCAUCGUGGCUAUAGCUGUCGUAACCUCCGGCUGUGACGACUGGCCGUUCAGCACGAAUGUCGCCUGCGAGAACGACGACGGCUUCCCUCCCGUGUGCAUCGAACCGUGUGCACGAAGAGGCUUCGAACUGGCUCGCUGCGUCAACAGGGAGUGCCGAUGCAACACGGACGCCGUGGACACGAAUGAGCCGUGUUCUGCCAGCGACGGCUACCCAUCUCCCUGUCGUGGUUUCUGCAUGAAGCUGCUCAACUACACCAGGGCCAGCUGCGUCAGAGACAGGUGUCGCUGUCUGCCCUGAUCCACUCUCACAGCUGUAUCCUGCGUGUGCAAUAUAUCUUUCACAUUCUAAAAUAAAAAAUUUCGUUCCUCGAAAGUAUGUUUCCUGUGUGACACUUGUCUCCCUAAUCAAUUUAGUGGUGUCUGGAAAUUCGGAAAAUGAAGUAAUUAACGGUGUACAGAGUGGUAGAGCGUUUUAUUUGUUCAAAAAUACAGCAUUCAUAUCUUCCAUCAAGAAUCCAUUCUAUUUUUUUCUGAAUGUGAAUACCUCUAGUUUCCUGGAGUCGGCUACGUACCGAAUAUCCAAAGUACUUUCAACUGUCGUUUGUUUAGUCUACUAGAAAUAUAUUCUCUUAUAGCUGCA
Messenger RNA from Schistocerca gregaria, 756 nucleotides. RefSeq lists its product as uncharacterized. Bases 73 to 414 code for a protein of 113 amino acids. The record is from RefSeq and is a predicted model, not a curated record. The transcript is spliced from 3 exons. NCBI's taxonomy places the organism in Eukaryota, Metazoa, Arthropoda, Insecta, Orthoptera, Acrididae.